Paramisgurnus dabryanus is the source of this 1444-nucleotide messenger RNA. It is a transcript of the gene unc119a1, whose product is annotated as unc-119 lipid binding chaperone a1. Gene Ontology annotation, cellular component: intercellular bridge; spindle pole; centrosome. Gene Ontology annotation, biological process: mitotic cytokinesis; visual perception; negative regulation of caveolin-mediated endocytosis. Lineage: Eukaryota; Metazoa; Chordata; Actinopteri; Cypriniformes; Cobitidae. The record is from RefSeq and is a predicted model, not a curated record. Gene Ontology annotation, molecular function: lipid binding.
AUUAAAACAAUAGCAACUUGACAGAAUGGUCUGUGUACUUUCUUUCGCAUUAAGUGAAUGCUGUUCAUCACUGUCUUUGGUUCUGCUUACUUCAAGUGGUUGCUCAAAUAGGCUACAUUUAGUAGACUGUGGAUUUGGUAAGAAGACUGGCUGGGGGAGGUGAAUUGGCUAUUCUGGUAACCGUACAGGCAGGCAGCAUAAAGGAAACAAACAAACAGCGUCUGCCAGAGAGGUUGGGUGCGAAAGAGGAAACGGCAGCGUGGCAUUUUAACGCGCAUUUAGAGAUGAAAGUGAAGCAAGUCUGCGACGCAGGUGUCCCGUGUACGACUGAAGAGGAUCUGGUAAAACAUUCAGUGAUCACGCCGGAGGAUGUACUGGGGCUGCAGAAAAUCACUGACAACUACCUCUGCGGUCCGAAGCAGAACGUACACAGCAUCGACUUCACCAGGUUCAAAAUCAGAGACAUGGAGACCGGCACAGUCCUUUUUGAAAUCUCCAAACCCCCAGCCACAGAGAGUUUCGAGGACACAAAAGACUUUGACCCUAACGCUGGACGCUUUGUGCGUUACCAGUUCACCCCUGCAUUCCUUCGACUACGGCAGGUUGGUGCCACGGUGGAGUUCACUGUGGGAGAUGUUCCCAUAAACAACUUUCGAAUGAUCGAGAGACAUUAUUUUCGUGGACAGCUGCUGAAAAGCUUUGACUUUGAGUUUGGCUUCUGCAUCCCCAGCAGUAAAAACACAUGCGAACACAUCUACGAGUUUCCACCUCUUUCUGAAGAAAUAAUGCACGAAAUGAUUCGUCACCCAUAUGAGACACAGUCUGACAGCUUUUACUUUGUGGAUAACAAGCUUGUUAUGCACAAUAAGGCAGAUUAUUCCUACAGCGGUGGACCAUAAAGAACACAGAGUUUUAAUGGACUGACACAGCAAAGUCCCAUCUCAGGGUGUGUGUGUGUGCAUGUGUAAGUGUGCACGCAUGAGACAAGGUGCCAGAAUGGGCCUGUAUUAGGUGUGGAUAUUUUGUGUACAGUUUUUGAGAAUAAUUUUAGAGUAUUAUAUAGACAAACAGUUUCUCUUUAAACUGUGUUUCUCUUCAAGUAUAUAAGCGUGCAGGUACGCAUUUAUUGCAUGUUGAUUUAAAGGAGGAUCAGUCUUUUAUGUAUUUUUUAAAGACCAAAGCCAGUAAUUCUACAGUAUGAACCUCCAUUUACAUACUUCCAUUGGUUGUCAAAUUUUUUGCACUGGUUGAAUCAGUGUAUGUGUUUUGAAAAACAAAAAAAUGUAUACAGAAUAGUGAUAGACCGAUAUAUCGUCCGGCCGAUAUAUCGGGCCGAUAUUUGCGAGUUUUAUGUGUAUCGGCAUCGGCCGAUAUGUGGCUGCCGUGUUUGCCGAUUUUUUUCCGGCAUUAUUUAGAGACAGAGUGCUGUAAGUCGCAAGCGAUU